AUGCAAGCCAACAACAAUCAGGAGAACCCGGAACUGAACCACAUCGUGGAGGAUAAGAGCAUGUCGUUUGCUCAACAUGUUCCCCCUUCUGAUCAUCUUUUCAGAGUCGAAACAGGCUGGACUACACCUCCCAGCAGCGUCGGCGAUUCAAUAAGCCGAAACCCUUCGAUAUCCACUGGUUUGGCCCUGCUUGGGGUUGAUGACAGGACUAUGUCUGAGAAUCAUAUGCCUGCACCGCCAGAGAUGUUCGCCACGACAAUCCCUUGGACUCCACCAAACGACCCCUCCUGCACCCCAUAUGGCGAUGCCGUCUCGGCGUCUCCAAUGCCUGGAUCACAUAUGCGCUCACAGUCCUUUGACUUGUCCAUGUCUACACCUAUGGUAUGGACCGAUCCAACAGGCCCUGACAUGCCAGCAUAUAGCCAGAUGCCGACUCCUGCAAGUAUGGCGUCAAAUUACUUUCCUAGUCCAACUGCAACACCAAUGGUACGACCUGCCGCGUCACGCAAUAAGUCUUCACCAUCGAUUCAUGCCGGUUCGUGCACUUGCUUCACGGUCUGUUUGCAGUCUCUCCAGGCCUUGCACAACGCUUCCUCCCCGGCAGUCCCUCCAUUCGACUUGGUUCUGUCUCUCAACCGCAAGGCAGUUGAAGGCUGUGCUGCCAUGCUGGCAUGCACCAAGUGUAUGAGCCGAUCGGGAACCCACACUGCCGCAAUGUUGCUGGCAACAGUAAUGGGGAAGAUUACGUCAUUCUACAAGCAUGCAACGCAUUCACACUUCGAGCAUGAUCCUAUUGGCAUGAGCCAGAUUAACCCAGGAGGUGCUCUGGGAGUCAGCUUUGGUGCUUAUCAACUCAAUGGCGAAGAUGGAAGAUGGCUUGAACUUGAAAUCCUUGCCAGAGAACUACGAAAGCUGGAAGAAUUGUACGCUCGAUUUCGUGAAGUUUGCGCGGACCUGUCCGACGACCCUGAAGUUAGUAGGGCUAUGAUAGGAUACCUGGGACAAAACCUCGGGACAACACUUGAGGUUGUCAGUCACAGAAAAGGCGAUAUGGUUUUCGCCUGA
This is a messenger RNA of Neoarthrinium moseri, 1065 nucleotides long. RefSeq lists its product as uncharacterized. Gene Ontology annotation, cellular component: nucleus. NCBI's taxonomy places the organism in Eukaryota, Fungi, Ascomycota, Sordariomycetes, Amphisphaeriales, Apiosporaceae. The coding region runs from base 1 to 1065 and encodes 354 amino acids. Gene Ontology annotation, biological process: regulation of DNA-templated transcription; aflatoxin biosynthetic process. Gene Ontology annotation, molecular function: DNA binding. The transcript has a single exon. The record is from RefSeq and is a predicted model, not a curated record.